Pleurotus ostreatus (oyster mushroom) is the source of this 786-nucleotide messenger RNA. It is a transcript of the gene PIS1, whose product is annotated as CDP-diacylglycerol-inositol 3-phosphatidyltransferase. Lineage: Eukaryota; Fungi; Basidiomycota; Agaricomycetes; Agaricales; Pleurotaceae. Gene Ontology annotation, biological process: phosphatidylinositol biosynthetic process. The record is from RefSeq and is a predicted model, not a curated record. Gene Ontology annotation, molecular function: CDP-diacylglycerol-inositol 3-phosphatidyltransferase activity. Gene Ontology annotation, cellular component: membrane; Golgi apparatus. The transcript is spliced from 5 exons. Bases 1 to 786 code for a protein of 261 amino acids.
AUGUCCUCUGAACCAAAGCCCACGCACUCGCGACGUCGAGCAUCCAUCGAGGUGGUCGACGCCAAUGUGGCACUCGACCUCGCCACCGCGCAGACAUACUCUGAAAACGUAUUUCUUUUUGUACCAAAUAUCAUCGGAUACACGCGCGUUCUGCUUGCGGCGCUAUCUAUGCAUUAUAUGAGCUAUCAUCCAAAGUAUUGCACACUAGCCUACGUCGUGUCGUGUCUCCUGGAUGCGGUGGAUGGACAGGCGGCGAGAGCACUGGGCCAGACAUCGAAGUUCGGGGCAGUGUUGGAUAUGGUGACUGAUCGAUGUACCACGUCGUGUCUGCUCUGCUAUCUCACCUCGGCGUAUCCAAAAUGGACGGUUCUAUUCCAGUUUUUGAUUGCACUGGACUUUAGCAGCCACUACAUGCACAUGUACAGUUCCUUGAUAACAGGUUCUCGAAGCCACAAGACUGUGCAGAGCGACGUAAGUCGUAUCUUGCGGUGGUAUUACAAUGAUUCUACGACAUUGUUCCUCGUAUGCGCCGGUAACGAGCUGUUCUUCGUCGCGCUAUAUCUCAUGAAAUGGAUCAAAACCCCGCUCGACCUCGAUUUCCUUCCACCAAUAUUAGCAAGUCUGACCUGGCCGCAAGCAUUAGCCGCCAUCAGCUUCCCCGUAUUCUUCAUCAAGAAUUUCCUCUUGAACACAGUUCAGCUGUGGAAGGCUUCCAAGAUUCUCGUUGGUGUGGACUUGGCGGAGAGGGCGAAGGCGCGCGAAGAAGCUCUGGCUCGCAAACGAUGA